This is a messenger RNA of Cajanus cajan (pigeon pea), 3334 nucleotides long. RefSeq lists its product as uncharacterized. Gene Ontology annotation, molecular function: protein kinase activity; protein binding; ATP binding. The record is from RefSeq and is a predicted model, not a curated record. Gene Ontology annotation, biological process: protein phosphorylation. NCBI's taxonomy places the organism in Eukaryota, Viridiplantae, Streptophyta, Magnoliopsida, Fabales, Fabaceae.
AUUCUGUCGCCACCACAAGACACCAUCCAUUUCCAAGAAUCUGAUUGUAUUGUUGAUCCAGAAAUCCUUUUAUACUAAGAACCAUGGUAUCCAUCAAGAUUCUUUUCUAUUUUCUGUUGGUCUUUCUAUCAUACUCUUCACCCCAAGUUGCUAGUUUUUCCAAAAUCAUAGUUGCCGUUGGUGAUCAAGGUGCAGCGAAAAACAGUGAAGCAAAGGCACUGUUAAAGUGGAAAAAUAGCCUUGACAAAACCAGCCAAGAUCUCUUGUCAACAUGGAGAGGUAAUAGUCCAUGCAAAUGGAAAGGAAUUCAAUGUUUCUCAAACUCUGUCUCCUCCAUAAAUCUUCCAGAUUAUGGACUCAAAGGUACACUUCACACACUCAACUUCUCCUCUUUCGCUAACCUCCUUAGCCUAAAUAUCUACAACAACUCCUUUUAUGGAACCAUUCCCCCACAAAUUGGUAAUAUGUCCAAAAUAAAUGUUUUGAAUUUUUCUUUAAAUUCUUUCCAUGGCUCCAUCCCUCAAGAAAUGUGGUCACUAAGGAGUUUACAAGGCCUUGAUCUUUCCACAUGUCAACUAAGUGGAACAAUUUCUAAUUCCAUAGCAAACUUGUCCAAAUUGUCAUAUCUAGAUUUAGGCACCAACAAUUUUUUAGGCCACGUUCCUCUAGAGAUCGGAAAGUUGAACAAGUUGGAGUAUCUAAGCAUUGCGGAGAAUAACCUUUUCGGUCCCAUUCCUCAAGACAUUGGAAUGUUGACAAACCUUAAGCUUAUUGAUUUGUCAACAAACUCUCUAUCCGGUAGUAUCCCUGAAACAAUAGGUAACUUGAGUAAUUUAAAUGAACUUUACCUUUCUAAUAACUCCCUUCUAUCAGGGCCAAUUCCAUCCUCUUUGUGGAAUGUGUCUAACUUGACCUUGCUCUACCUUGAUAACAACACACUUUCUGGAUCAAUCUCUUCCACCAUUGGAAACUUGGCCAAUUUAGUGGAACUUGCACUAGAUGUAAACCACUUUUCCGGAUCGAUUCCGUCCACCAUUGGAAACUUGACAAAGCUAAUAGUGUUGUAUUUAGGAUUUAACAAUCUUUUUGGAACAAUUCCUCCCUCAGUAGGAAAUUUGAUCAAUUUGGAUGUCCUUAGUCUCCAAGUAAACCAUCUCUCAGGAACAAUUCCAGCCACAGUUGGAAAUUUGAAAAGUCUCACUACUUUGGAAUUGUCCACCAACAAACUUAAUGGCAACGUUCCACAAUCCUUGAAUGACAUUCCCUAUUGGUAUUCCUUGUUACUGGCCGAUAAUGAUUUCACAGGUCAUUUACCACCUGAAAUUUGCUCAUCUGGGUCACUGGCAUUCUUUACUGCUCAUCUCAACCAUUUCACAGGUCCAGUUCCAAGAAGCUUAAAGAAUUGCUCUAGUAUUGCUAGACUCAGGCUGGAAGGAAACCAAUUGGAAGGAGAUAUAGCACAUGAUUUUGGUGUCUAUCCAAAUUUGGAAUACAUUGAUUUGAGUGACAAUAAGUUUUACGGCCAAAUUUCACCAAAUUGGGGUAAGUGCCCUAGCAUUGAUACCUUGAAGAUAUCCAACAAUAAUAUUUCUGGUUGCAUACCAAUCGAGCUUGUUGGGGCAACUAAGUUGGGGAGGCUUCAUCUUUCUUCAAAUCACUUGACUGGAAAGCUACCAAAAGAGCUAAGUAAAUUAAAAUCAUUAAUUGAAGUCAACAUCAAUAACAAUCAUCUUUCGGGAAACAUUCCCAUUGAAAUAGGAUUGUUGCAGAAUCUUCAACUCUUGGAUCUUGGAAAAAACGAGUUUAGUGGCACAAUACCAAAACAAGCAAUAAUGUUGCCCAAAUUAAUAAAACUGAAUUUGAGCGAUAAUAAAAUAAAUGGAAUAAUUCCUUUUGAUUUUGGCCAAUUAAAGUCUCUUCAAACUCUUGAUCUUAGUGGGAAUUUGUUAAGUGGAACAAUACCAGGAGAUCUUGGAGAUUUAAAGCAAUUAGAAAUGUUGGAUCUCUCUUCCAAUAAUCUUUCAGGUACUAUUCCAUCUUGUUUUGAUCUCAUGUUAAGUUUGACUUCGGUCAACAUAUCAAACAACCAGUUAGAAGGGCCACUUCCAAAAACUCGAGCCUUUCUUAAGGCUCCAAUUGAAUCAUUGAAAAAUAACAAAGGCUUGUGUGGAAAUGUCAUUGGUUUGAUGCUUUGCCCAACCAACCACAUUCAAAAGAGGCAUGAAAGCAUUCUACUUCCAUUAUUCCUUAUCUUGAGUGCUCUUAUACUAGUAUUAUCUGGGGUGGGUGUUUCAAUGUAUAUUCUUUGUCGGAAAGCAAAGAAGAAAGAAACAAAUGCUAAAGAAAAAUCAGAGUCUGAAGAAGUAUUUUCCAUAUGGAGCCAUGAUGGAAAACUUGUGUUCGAAAAUAUCAUUGAAGCUACCAAUAAUUUCAAUGAGAGGUAUCUCAUAGGAGUGGGAGGGCAAGGAUAUGUUUACAGGGUUGAGUUUCCUUCAGGUCAGGUUUAUGCUGUGAAGAAAAUUCAUUUGGAAAAAGAUGGAGAAAAUUCGAAUUUUAAAGCUUUCGAAAAUGAAAUUAGAGCUUUGACCGAAAUUAGACACCGCAACAUUAUAAAGCUCUAUGGAUUUUGCUCACAUCCACGAUUCUCAUUUUUGGUUUAUAAUUUUUUGGAAGGGGGUAGCUUGGAUCAAUUACUGUGCAAUGACACAAAAGCAGCCACAUUUGAGUGGGAAAUGAGGGUGAAUGUUGUUAAAGGAGUGGCCAAUGCUUUAUCCUAUAUGCAUCAUGAUUGCUCACCUCCAAUAAUUCAUCGUGAUAUAUCAAGCAAGAAUGUUCUUUUGGAUUCACAACAUGAAGCUCAUGUCUCUGAUUUUGGGACAGCUAAGAUUCUAAAGCUGGGUUCACACACUUGGACCACAUUUGCAGGCACAUUUGGGUAUGCAGCUCCAGAGCUUGCCCAAACUAUGGAAGUAACUGAGAAAUGUGAUGUCUUCAGUUUUGGAGUGCUUUCUCUAGAAAUCAUCAUGGGGAAGCAUCCAGGAGAUCUUAUUUCUUCAUGGUUAUGUUCAUCUUCAGCAACAGUAACUUGUAAUUUGAAACUAAUUGAUAUAUUAGACCAAAGACCACCUCAACCUCUAAAUUCAAUUGUGGGGGAUGUCAUUUUGGUUGCAAGCAUGGCAUUUUCUUGCUUGAGUGAAAAUCCUUGUUCUCGUCCAACCAUGGAUCAAGUGUCGAAAACGUUUAUGAUGGGGAAAUCACCUUUAGCAAACCAAUUCCCUAUGAUUAGACUUGGGCAACUGCUAUAAAGCAAUGAACUAAUUAAAUAUUUUGCUUU